Messenger RNA from Labrus mixtus (cuckoo wrasse), 2324 nucleotides. RefSeq names its product aspartate aminotransferase, cytoplasmic-like. The transcript is spliced from 9 exons. Bases 132 to 1364 code for a protein of 410 amino acids. Gene Ontology annotation, biological process: L-aspartate biosynthetic process. The record is from RefSeq and is a predicted model, not a curated record. Gene Ontology annotation, molecular function: L-aspartate:2-oxoglutarate transaminase activity; pyridoxal phosphate binding. Gene Ontology annotation, cellular component: cytosol. NCBI's taxonomy places the organism in Eukaryota, Metazoa, Chordata, Actinopteri, Labriformes, Labridae.
GUCACAGUCCGUCCUGAACCAGCGGGGUGAAGGUGAACACAGUCCGUCUCUUGCUCUCCGCCCGCCGCCUGGAAGCACUUUCUCCCCCAUCUCCUCCUCCUGCACCGGGAUCAUUUUCGGUGUACAGAGCCAUGUCCAUUUUCAGCGAAGUCCCGGCGGCUCCUCCAGUAGCUGUCUUCAAACUGAGCGCUGAUUUUAGGGAGGACGACCACCCGCAGAAGGUGAAUCUGGGAGUCGGAGCUUACCGUACUGAUGACUGCCUGCCCUGGGUGCUGCCGGUAGUGAAGAAGGUAGAGCGGCUGAUCGUGGAGGACAACAGCCUGAACCAUGAGUACCUUCCUAUCCUCGGCCUGCCUGAGUUUCGCGCCGCCUCGUCCAAGGUCGCUCUGGGAGACGACAGCGCCGCCAUCAAAGAGAACAGGGUGGGAGGGGUCCAGGCUCUGGGUGGGACGGGUGCACUGAGGAUCGGGGCAGAGUUCCUGCGUCGCUGGUACAACGGCGUGAACAACACUGCCACACCCGUCUACGUCUCAGCGCCCACCUGGGAGAACCACAACAGUGUGUUUGCUGAUGCUGGCUUCAAAGACAUCCGCCCAUACCACUACUGGGAUGCUGCUAACAGGGGACUGGACCUUGCUGGGCUCCUGGAUGAUCUGGAGAAAGCUCCAGAACACUCCAUCUUUGUCCUCCAUGCCUGUGCACACAACCCCACUGGCACAGACCCAACCCAGGAGGAGUGGAAGAAGAUCGCAGAGAUCAUGAAGAGGAGGAAUUUGUUCGUGUUUUUCGACUCGGCCUAUCAGGGUUUUGCCUCCGGCAGUCUGGAUAAAGAUGCCUGGGCCAUUCGCUACUUUGUCUCUCAGGGCUUUGAGCUUUUUGUGGCUCAAUCCUUCUCUAAAAACUUUGGCCUUUACAAUGAGCGAGUUGGUAACCUGACGGUGGUGGCUCAGGACAGCGAUAACCUGACCCGCAUCCUGUCCCAGAUGGAGAAGAUCGUCAGGACGACUUGGUCCAACCCACCCUCUCAGGGAGCCCGAAUCGUCAGCAAGACACUCAACUGUCCCGAGCUCUUCGCUGAAUGGAAGGGUAAUGUGAAGACCAUGGCAGACCGUGUCCUGUUGAUGAGGGAUCAGCUGAAGUCCAAGCUGCAGGCUUUGGGCACCCCGGGGACCUGGGACCACAUCACCCAGCAAAUUGGCAUGUUCAGCUUCACCGGCCUGAAUCCCAAACAGGUGGAGUACAUGAUCAAAGAGAAGCACGUGUACCUGAUGGCCAGCGGUCGCAUCAACAUGUGUGGCCUCACCUCCAAGAACAUAGACUACGUAGCUCAGUCCAUCCAUGAGACCGUCACCAAGGUCCAGUAACGGGCUUCUUCGCUCCGCCCACUUGUUGCCUCCUGUAAACCACAGGAAGUACUGUCGUGUGUGCCCUUGUUCUCCUCCUCCUAAGCUUAUCCUGCUCUCUGAUUGGUUGAACUUCAGCAGUUGAACCAAUUUUUUCUGUUUCUCACAUGAAGGUUAGAACUUUUUGGGGCAGUGCAAUGAUUUUAGGAAGACACUUGGAACACACGCACACAGCCAGGUCUCACUGUCAGCAGAGUUACAAAUGUCUUUUAUCCAGAUCCUUGCAUUUCUAGUUUAACUGUUUAUGUGCUGCACAAAUCUUUUCUGGUCACAAAUUUUCACUUGGGUCUCUGGCUGGUAAGUUUUAAACAUAAUUUCAGUGCUUCCUCAUUAAUUGAUGACUCCUAAAGUUGUUAAACAUGCUGUAUCUAUUAUUGAACAAAAAGCUGAUAAUGUAAAUAGAUGUAAUCCCUGAAGGAGGUCCUGUUAUUUUCUUCAUAAGCACAGAACUCUGGCUUUACUUAAUCUCUUAGCCCACAACCAAUCACUCUGAGUGAAAUAAAAAAAAGGUAUUGCAAUCUAUCAUGGUAUAGUCUAAAGAAGGGCAUUGUGAGAGCAAGAGUGAUUGGUGGUGACCAGAGAGAAAGGUUACUCAAAAGUCAUGCAUGUGCCUGAUAUUGAAGGUUUUGCUCUGUCAGACCUGUGCAGCUAAAUGUAGAAGAUCGUAAUGUUAGUUCACAAAGCGACGUUGUGCCAUUUGGAACAAAAUCACCUCUUGUCUUCUCUCUCUGUUUUUGUUUUCUUUCCACCCUGCAGUGCCCUUAUUGUGUUACAGAAAGCCUCUCUGUGUUGUAAAGAGCCACUCUGAUCAGACCUCAGAGCUCUGACGCCUGUCAGUCACAUGACCACACUCUCAUUAUGUGGUGUGUACAGCAGUAUGUGUCCAUAUACUGUAAUAAAUUAUAAACACCAGGAACCACA